UUUUCAUUUCCAGAGCUGCUCACCCAGCUUCCCCAAUCUCUGGUCUAUUCAGUUUCUUCAUUUCUUGUCUUGUCUAUGAGUUACUGGGGUUUUAGGAAUGAAAUUAUUCUAUACCAGGAUAAGCUAGGAUUGGAGGGUGAGUGAGAGGGGGGGUGGGGUUAAGGGAAUGGAGUAGUAAGGGAAAGGAAGGUUCAUGUUACCCUGAAAACUUAAAAUAGCUGGGGCCUGGGGCACGCUGGAACAGAAGUGUGCACUGGCUCUUAGCACUCAGGAAAGUUGGGGAAGUUGGGAGAUGGACAUCCAGCCCACUUCUCCCAGGCACACACGUGGUGGGACACAUUAUACCACCUGAAGAGGGGGUCACAUCUCUACUGCCCACAGAUUCCCAGGAGGAACGCCAUAUUCACAGGAAAAUCUGAACCGUGCUGCCUUGAGCACUGCUUAGGAGCUGUAAACUCUGGGCUAGCCCCUCAGGGUAGAAGGAUGGGUAUGGGUUUGAGGAACUGGUGGGGAAGUUCAUCAGUCUCCUGGGCUUUUUUCUGGACCUCCAUGGAAUCUUUGUUCAUAAGCCCUUCAAAAGAUCUGUUUAACCAACUCUGUUCUAAAGCCUCCCCUUCAAUGACUGCCCCUACUUGGAGGGACAGGAAGAAGAGAGGGAAGAAUGGCAGGGAUUAGAUUUCAUAGUGGGGUCCAACAUCUUGCAGGAUGACAGAAAAGGAGGUGCUGGAGUCCCCUAAGCCCUCCUUCCCAGCAGAGACUCGGCAAAGUGGGGUAAGUCUGAGCUUCUGAGUGCUGCUUGUGGGGGGCACUGGAAAGCCAUUACUGCCCCUGAAGAAAAGUGCUUGGAUUGAUCUCACUGUGUGGCUCAUUUUUUAUUAGAGUCAUAGCCAACAUCUGCAGCCCCAGUACCCCUAAUCCUGGGGUGUGUUCCCUGCCUCAUGCUAGAAAAUUGUCCAGCUAGUAUUAGCCCCUUCUACUCUAGACACCAUGACAACCCUUUUAACACUGGGUUUCCUUCACUCCUCCCUCAGCUACAGAGGCUGAAGCAGUUAUUCGGGAAGGGGUCUACAGAGACAAAGGAGAUGGAGCUGCUCCCAGAGCCCCAGGCCAAUGGGGAGGCAGUGGGAGCUGGGGGUGGGCCUAUCUACUACAUCUAUGAGGAAGAAGAGGAGGAGGAGGAAGAGGAGGAGGAGCCGCCCCCAGAGCCUCCUAAGCUUGUCAACGAUAAGCCCCACAAGUUUAAAGAUCAUUUCUUCAAGAAGCCAAAGUUCUGUGAUGUCUGUGCCCGGAUGAUUGUGCUCAACAACAAAUUUGGGCUGCGCUGUAAGAACUGCAAAACCAACAUCCAUGAACACUGUCAGUCCUAUGUGGAGAUGCAGAGGUGCUUCGGCAAAAUCCCCCCAGGUUUCCAUCGGGCCUAUAGCUCCCCACUCUACAGUGACCAGCAGUACGCUUCUGUCAAAGAUCCCUCUGCUGCCAACCGCAAUGACCCUGUGUUUGAAACCCUGCGCACUGGGGUGAUCAUGGCAAACAAGGAACGGAAGAAGGGACAGGCAGAUAAGAAAAAUCCUCUAGCAGCCAUGAUGGAGGAGGAGCCAGAAUCAGCCAGACCAGAGGAAGGCAAACCACAGGAUGGAAACCCUACAGGGGAUAAGAAGGCUGAGAAGAAGACACCUGAUGACAAACACAAGCAGCCUGGAUUCCAGCAGUCUCAUUAUUUUGUGGCGCUCUAUCGGUUCAAAGCCCUGGAGAAGGAUGAUCUGGAUUUCCCGCCAGGAGAGAAGAUCACGGUCAUUGAUGACUCCAAUGAGGAGUGGUGGCGGGGGAAAAUCGGGGAGAAGGUCGGAUUUUUCCCUCCAAACUUCAUCAUUCGAGUCCGGGCUGGAGAACGUGUGCACCGCGUAACGAGAUCCUUCGUGGGGAACCGUGAGAUAGGGCAGAUCACACUCAAGAAGGACCAGAUCGUGGUGCAAAAAGGAGAUGAAGCUGGCGGCUACGUCAAGGUCUACACAGGCCGCAAGGUGGGGCUGUUCCCCACCGACUUCCUGGAGGAGAUUUAGGCGUGCCGGUGUCUGCAAGCUGGAGACACCCAAACACCCAACCCCCCUUCUGGGCAGGCCCAGGGGAGGUUGGGAAGGAAAAGGCAAAAGCAACUGGACCGCUGAGUGGGAUAGGGGUGGGCAGGCCCGCCAGUUCGUGACGGGGCUUCUGAGAAGGGGCUGGUUCCCACCCCCUCCCCUGGCCUAGAGCCUGAAAUGCCUGGUGCCCAGAGCAUCCCGCACCCGCAACCUCUGGGGCCCAGCUUGUGAGAGCUGGGGAAAAACGCGUCUCCACUGGGAAGCGCGGAGGGGAGGAGGGUAGGCGAACUGUCGAAUGUUGCGAAUUUAUUAAAGUUUUGACAAAAGUUA
Messenger RNA from Tupaia belangeri chinensis (Chinese tree shrew), 2408 nucleotides. It is a transcript of the gene STAC3, whose product is annotated as SH3 and cysteine rich domain 3. Lineage: Eukaryota; Metazoa; Chordata; Mammalia; Scandentia; Tupaiidae. The coding region runs from base 939 to 2060 and encodes 373 amino acids. Gene Ontology annotation, molecular function: protein binding. Gene Ontology annotation, biological process: skeletal muscle contraction; positive regulation of voltage-gated calcium channel activity; positive regulation of protein localization to plasma membrane. The transcript is spliced from 10 exons. The record is from RefSeq and is a predicted model, not a curated record.